Messenger RNA from Aplosporella prunicola CBS 121167, 1871 nucleotides. RefSeq lists its product as uncharacterized. The record is from RefSeq and is a predicted model, not a curated record. The coding region runs from base 143 to 1819 and encodes 558 amino acids. The transcript has 4 exons. Lineage: Eukaryota; Fungi; Ascomycota; Dothideomycetes; Botryosphaeriales; Aplosporellaceae.
UGUGUAACCAUUUCCCGUCACGCGUGACUGCAACAAACGUUACACAGCAGGAAUAACAACGCAACAAAAGGACUCUUGUCCCGCAUUAUCGCUACUAGAACCCUUCGCAGCAGCUCAAAUUUACCAUACGGUUUGCAUCAGCAUGGAGUUUAUCAAACAGCUUGCGAUGAUAUCAUUUGCAGUGCUACAGGGAGACGCAAAAGCCACGGAUCCUGUUGUCGCCGUGCGGAAUGGAAGCUACACUGGGCUCCACCUUCCUCAGUUCAAUCAAGACCUUUUCCUCGGGAUGCCUUAUGCCCAAGGUACCGGCGGGGACAACAGAUUUCGUAUUCCGCAAUCUCUCAAUGAGAGUUGGACCGGUACACGCUUCGCCCAAGGCUACGGAAACGCGUGCCCAGACGCAGACGUGGAAAACGAUUCACUGUAUGGUAUGAGUGAGAAUUGUCUGAACAUAAAUGUUGUUCGGCCUGCGGAGACGGAUGACUCUGCGCUCUUGCCUGUGUUGGUCUGGAUCCAUGGUGGCAGCUACCAGGUUGGCACAAGCGGCCUUCCUUAUUACAACAUGACUUACAUUGUCGAAAAUUCUGUGAGAAUCGGAAAACCCAUCAUUGGUGCCAGCUUCAACUACCGAAAAGGGGGAUGGGGGAACAUGUAUUCGGUAGAAAUUCAGGGAACGGGAAACACUAAUCUCGCAUUACGAGAUAUGAGGCAAGCUUUGGCAUGGAUUCAGGAAAACAUCAAGGCCUUUGGCGGUGAUCAAAACUCGGUUACGAUCUGGGGAGAAUCAUCUGGAUCUUUCGCCGUAGGUCAACUGAUGAUGGCUUACGGUGGGCGGACUGAUGGCUUGUUCCACCGCUCCAUCCAAGAAAGCGGCAGUGCUGCAACAGCUUGGUAUAACGGCACUGAAUGGUACCAGCCUAUAUACGACAAGAUAGUGGACCAAGUCAAUUGCAGCAGUGCUGUCGACACACUUUCCUGCCUACGAACCGUUCCUUACGAAAUUCUUUACCCUUUUAUGAAUUCAUCUAUCGUUGGCGGCCCCCGUUUCUACCCCACCGUAGAUGGGGAUAUAAUACCCAACUAUCCGACGGAGCUUCUUCAUUCUGGGCGCUUUGCUCAUAUCCCGCAUCUUUACGGAACCGUCUCAGACGAAGGCACUGACAACGCUCCGGUCGGGAUCAUCAACACAGACGAAGACCUCAAAGCAUUCCUCAUCCACGGCAUCGGCUUCGGCUAUCCCGCCUCCACCGUCGACCGCAUCAUGGAACUGUACCCGGACGACCCCUUCCAAGGCAUCCCACUGAACACCGGCAUCGAGCGCUUCGCAGACAAAGGCCAGCAAUAUAAGCGCAUCGCCGCCAUUCUGGGCGACAUCUUCUACCAUGCCCCACGCCUCGACGACGCGCGCCACUACUUCAAAUACAGCCCGACGUACACCUACCGCUUCAACACGCGGCCCUUCGUCAACAGCACCAACGCCACGCACACGGAUCUUGUCGGUGCACUCGCGCCUGCCUACAAGGGUGUAGAGCAUUUCAGUGAGGUGCCGUUUGUGUUCGCAAAUCCGGCGUUCGUGGGUCCGUGGCCGGAGUACCGUGCCUUGAGCACGCAGAUGAGUACACAGUGGAUCCGAUUUGCGCACACGGGAGAUCCGAAUGGUGAGGGCUUGCCGGUUUGGCCGAAGUAUGGUGAUGGUGAGAGGGGACUGAAUUUGGUGUUGCAAACAGGACAGGCAGGGGGGUGUUAUGUUGAGGAGGAUACGUAUCGCUUGGAGGGGAGAGAAUAUCUGACGGAGUGGGCGAGGAGGAGGCAUGUUUAGGUGAGGUACUUCUAUGCCCUUCUUCCCAUAAAGCUUUCCUUUAGGCUUCCUG